GGCGUCUCUGUUCUGUUUCCCGGCCCCAUCGCACGCCAGCCAGCGCCUCGCCCCACGCAAAGAGUAUGCCCCGUGGUGGGCGGCUGCGAUCUCCCAGUAACUCCAUCCCUAUCAAUUCCAGAGAGUUGCUAGAACUUGUCAUACGAGCAGAUCGUUCACUCAAUUCUGGUGUGCCAGCAUGGUUGAUGGAACAGCAGCACCAGGUUGCGCGACGAACUAAGAGUCUUUAUGUUGAGCUUGGAUCUGCGGAGACAAGUCCUUUGGGAACCAUUUCGCCUCGACAGUUCCUUAUUGGGAACCCAUUUAAGGCCCUCGAGCGGUUGGUUAUCACUCGGGCUUAUGGUGGAGAACUAUACCCAGAGGGACUGAGUUUGGGGAAUGAGGGAAGAGAUCUGGAUGAUGCGGAUUAUUCGGUUUCGCUAGAUUUCGACUUGGUCGAGGCUAGCUCACUGCGAACGCUCAUAGUGGAAGGAAUCGAGUUGUCCGGAGGCAAAAAGGAUCCAUUCCACGUGGAGACACUGUCGCUCUCGUACGCUGCCAUGGAAUGGAGGCUAUUUGCUUCCCUCCUUCACGGAUCGACAGAACUUCGAAGCCUCAAAUUACACCAUUCACGCAUCGACGAUGCCCCUCCGCACUGGUCACUGACGCUUCCAUGGUUACGCACGUUGUCCAUUCACACCACGCAUCUUAGAGAUUUGGCGAAGUUCUUGGGUAAUAUUCGAACCUUCAAUCUUUGCAAUCUUGACAUUCAGGUCCAGUCGGUUUCCCCAAGAGACUACGGGGCACUCUCGAGGGCAUUGCACGCACUGCUACUCUCCAACGACCUAAUGAAAUUGACAAUUGGGGGCCAUUUCGCUUUCAUAAUUGACGUGCUCAAAAUUCUCGUCGAUGGCGGGAUUCACAGGUUGGAGGAAUUAGAUAUCGAUUCCGAACGGCGAUGGCCAUCGGACGAGAUUUGGCGCGUGCAUCUCAAGGAUGCACAGGAUCUCAUUCAUCAACUGGUCCAGAAGGGCAGUGGCACCCCGUUGCUCAAGUUGCCUGACGUAAUGACGCAGAGGGUCGAGUAGACUCCCCCACCUGUGGGGUUACUACCGACCAUGGGCUCUUAGGCUACUUUUUGAUUCUGGCAAUGUUGUUGAGACCGGGCAUUUAUCAUUAUCCUCUAUUAUU
Cantharellus anzutake is the source of this 1170-nucleotide messenger RNA. RefSeq lists its product as uncharacterized. NCBI's taxonomy places the organism in Eukaryota, Fungi, Basidiomycota, Agaricomycetes, Cantharellales, Hydnaceae. The record is from RefSeq and is a predicted model, not a curated record. The transcript has 2 exons. The coding region runs from base 66 to 1067 and encodes 333 amino acids.